This is a messenger RNA of Mangifera indica (mango), 733 nucleotides long. RefSeq names its product serine-threonine kinase receptor-associated protein-like. The record is from RefSeq and is a predicted model, not a curated record. Gene Ontology annotation, biological process: spliceosomal snRNP assembly. The coding region runs from base 28 to 312 and encodes 94 amino acids. The transcript is spliced from 3 exons. NCBI's taxonomy places the organism in Eukaryota, Viridiplantae, Streptophyta, Magnoliopsida, Sapindales, Anacardiaceae. Gene Ontology annotation, molecular function: RNA binding; protein binding. Gene Ontology annotation, cellular component: SMN complex.
CUGUAAAGCUAAGUGCUUGUUUUUUACAUGGUCCCUUAUUUUAUUUUAACAGGAAAAGAGAACGGAAAUGUGUGGAGAUUCAUUUUCAGGGAUGCAAAUCAUUUUGGGCUUGUUAAGAGCUACAACAUGCCAUGCACAAUAGAAUCAGCUUCAUUGGAACCAAAGUACGGGAAUAAGUUCAUUGCUGGGGGAGAAGAUAUGUGGAUUCGUGUUUUUGAUUUCCACACUGGUGAUGAGAUAGCAUGCAAUAAAGGCCACCACGGUCCUGUACACUGUGUGCGCUUUUCACCGGGAGGAGAAUCAUAUGCCUGAGGAUCCGAGGAUGGAACCAUUAGAAUAUCUCAGACAGGCCCUUUGACUCAUGAUGAUACUGAAGCCGUAUCAGCAAAUGGUUCACUUGGAAAGGUUAAGGUAACUGCAGAAGAGGUUUCUCGUAAGAUCGAAGGCUUCCAUAUCACAGAUGAGGGGAAUAAAGAGAAAGAAGAAGCAGGAAAUGAGUGAUAAGGCCGAUAAUAUUUGUCACCCUUUUGCCUAGCAUAAUGUUCAAAUAUCUUAGAUAAUUAAAUAGAGACUAAACCAGAAUUUUUUGUUAAUGAUGCAUUAAGUAGAUAUAUUCUGGACCAAAUGUUGUGUACAAGUUCUUAUUGCCUCUGAAAUUGAAUUAUGGACCUUCUUGUCAAUUAAAGUGCAAUGUGUUUAAUGAAAUUGAUUAAAAUGAUAUGGAAGUUUUUGU